AUGACUUACAAAGAGGCUCGAGAAGCCUGGAAGUGGGCAGACAACGUCGUGCUGUCAAGUGACAACGUCCUGUACUACACGGGUGUGAGCAGAAGAAAGGUCGAUGAAGCCCAGCCCGAGAUGUCGCUGAGACUUGUGGUGCCAAUCACAAUGAUUCAAGAGGUGCUGCCCAACUUUCAUGACUCCAUUGAAGGAGGGCACCAAGGUGUCGUUCGCUCUUACCAAAGAGUGAAACACGACUACUACUGGAUCGGUCUCUACACAGAGGUGGAGAAACAUGUGAAUUCAUGUCUCGACUACAGCUCGAGUAAGAGUUUACGGCAGUUCAAAAGAUACUCACUUGGCAAUGUGCUCGCAGAGCGACCAUUCCAGAUGAUGUUAAUGGAUUUUGUGAUCCCUCUGCCGAAAUCUUCUAAAGCGAUGUCGGAUACCGAUGUCCUGACCGUGGCCAAGGUGUUCGAGGAAUGCAUCUAUAGACGAUUUGGUGUUUCGUCUCUCAUUCGUCACGACCGAGACCCACGCUUCAUGAGCGAG
Messenger RNA from Phytophthora megakarya, 534 nucleotides. NCBI's taxonomy places the organism in Eukaryota, Oomycota, Peronosporomycetes, Peronosporales, Peronosporaceae. The record is from the annotation of a GenBank genome assembly.